AUGGGCAGCCGGCCCCGCAGCCCCAGCGCUUACCCUGCGCCCUGUCCCGGACCGUCGACCGGAGGACCUGGCCCCGCCAAGCGCAGCCGAACCGAGGAGCUUGCAGGCCUGGAAGGCCUGGAGGGGCCCCCGGCCACCGGUGCCCUCACCUCGGUGGUGGUCCUGGCCACAGGAUGUGCCCUGCAGAUGUCCCUGGACGACGUCGACCUGGUGCUCGAGCCCGAGCCAACGUCGGUCCUGCAAGUGUCUGUCGAAGAGCUCACACUGCUGCUGGUCCCCGAGGCCCUCCUGCGCUCAGGAGAGCAGGGCCACUCCCUUGCCUGCCUGGAACCCGGCGCUUUCUUGGGCGCGCCCGGGCACGACGUCGCCGUCGAGCAAGGAUUCUUCCGCGCAUCUGUCCCACAGAUGGCCCCCCAAGAAGAGGCCUACGAGGAAGACGCGGACCCCGCGUUCCUGUCGCCUCGGAUGGACCCUGCAGCCGGCUCCGUUGCUGGGCUCCGCCCCUGCGCGGGAAGCGUGACCAACCCCUACCCUGUGGGCCAGGUACCAGAGCCUCGGUCUUGGGCCCCCACUCCUAGUCCAGAGAGACGCUCUUCUUUCCGCUACUUCAACCUGGACGUUCACCUUCUGGAGCCCUUCCCCAACUCGCCACUCCAACCUCUACCUCCCUCUCCGAGUCCAGGUCCCCACGCGCGCCCCCAGCGCCCUCCGGGUCCUUCUCGCAAGGCCCGGAGACGCCUGUUCCAGGAAUGAACUGAACCCACAACCCCUAGCCACCUGGUAGAGACCUUAAAAGAGUCUUUUAAGAGCGCUGUGUGUACUUUGCACAACCUGCAAGAAUCACCAAGCAUGAAUAAUGGACAGAUGCUCUUUUGAUGGAAGCUGCAUUGCAAAAUUGUGGAUCAAUGGUGGUGGAACAAAACAUCUGGAAGGAAGUCACAGAAGCAAAGAGAUGCUGUUUUAAGUACAGUGUACUUUUAGACAUCUGACAUGCUGCUUAGGUUGUUUUCUCUAUAAAGGUUGCCCUUAAGUAGCUGCAUUCUCCCUAGUUUUGCUUCAAACCCCAACUUCAGCACUUUUUCUAAAAACCCAUCCUUUCCACAGCACUCUACCACAGCACCUCUUCUUUCCAAAUUAAAGUAAUUACUUUUGUUUUGUUUUGGUUUUUGCCUAAUGUAUUUUGGCCCUAGUGUGCAUGCUAGUUUAUGACAACUUUGCCAUUUUGACCUCUCAGUGGCUGUAGACGCUUUUGGAGAAUCUAACAAAUAGGUGUAUGUGGACAAAUGUUUGUUGGCUACAAACACACAGAAUGAGGAGCGAUGAUAUGUGCCCUCCUUUUUUUAAUGAGAAGGCUAUCAAAUGGUUUAACUCUACUGCUAGGUUGGGGGGUGGGGGUUCCCCAAAGGAACCAACUCUUUUCCAUUCUUCCUAUAUAUUUUUCAUAUAAUUCUCCUGUGCUGGAAAAGUUUAAGGACUAUAAACUUUGUGUUGAUAGUUCUAA
This is a messenger RNA of Panthera uncia (snow leopard), 1501 nucleotides long. Its product is annotated as proline-rich protein 23A-like. The record is from RefSeq and is a predicted model, not a curated record. NCBI's taxonomy places the organism in Eukaryota, Metazoa, Chordata, Mammalia, Carnivora, Felidae. Bases 1 to 753 code for a protein of 250 amino acids. The transcript has a single exon.